This is a messenger RNA of Ascoidea rubescens DSM 1968, 165 nucleotides long. RefSeq lists its product as uncharacterized. The transcript has a single exon. The coding region runs from base 1 to 165 and encodes 54 amino acids. NCBI's taxonomy places the organism in Eukaryota, Fungi, Ascomycota, Saccharomycetes, Ascoideales, Ascoideaceae. The record is from RefSeq and is a predicted model, not a curated record.
AUGAGUUUCUUCUCAAACAUCAAGAAAAAAAGAAAAAAGAAAAACAUUUCCGAAACCCGUUCAGCGUUUUCCGAAGUUUUCGGUGCAACUCCGAGCCAACAGGCUUUCUUCUCUCCCCAGCCAAUCAACUUGCUCAAUGCCUUUCAGAGCCAGGCAGGCAUCUGA